Messenger RNA from Diaporthe batatas, 3425 nucleotides. RefSeq lists its product as uncharacterized. The transcript has 5 exons. Gene Ontology annotation, molecular function: 3'-5'-RNA exonuclease activity; RNA binding. Bases 608 to 2479 code for a protein of 623 amino acids. Lineage: Eukaryota; Fungi; Ascomycota; Sordariomycetes; Diaporthales; Diaporthaceae. The record is from RefSeq and is a predicted model, not a curated record.
GUGUGUGGUGCUAAGCUAACCAACUGGCUGUGUGUGUGUGUGUGUGGUGUGCUCUCCUCACGCGUCGUGCUGGCUGUCUCUCUAAUUGCUACCUGGGUAGCUAUCUGAUCUGAACUGUCUGAUCUUUUUGUCGGCUGUCUGCCUCUAUUCCCUCCUCCACUUUGCUCGUCCUCGUCUCCCUCCCCCCUGGUUCGGACCUGGGCCUAUCUUGUCCAGUCCCGUCCAGUCCACCUGGCAGUUCUCUUGCCAUCCCGUCGUCUCGUCUCUCUCUCGGUUUGGACUUUUCCUCUCCAAACCACCUCACCUCCCCCGUCCCUCACCUCCUUUCCCUCUCCCCCCAGGGUGUGUGCAGCUCACUCCAGCACCGCACACAAUUCCAUCCUGCAGGCUCGGCACCUCCUUACCGAGUUCUCGCUUUUGUCCCUCGCCUCCCCUCUUCCAUCAAUUCGGCCGCCAGCCAACUCUCCCCGAGUCCCCAACACCGGUCCUUAGGCGAGCUCCUGGUCAGUGGUUAGCAAGCAACACUGGAUCAGAUAUCACGGGCAUACCUUCUCCCGCUGUCCAACAGCUAUCCCUUUCGAUCCCUUCACUGCCAGCAGCUCCGACCAUGGCAGCCCUUCCUCCAGCGCCUCUGAAUGUUGACCGCUAUGUGGUCAUCCAUGUGGCCACCACCUGCGACGAACACGGCGUCUACGUAACCAAGGAUUCAGCUGAGGUCAUUGAGAUUGGUUGGAUUCUGGUGGACGCAAAGACACUCGAGGAGCUGCAUCAUGAAAGUGUUCUGGUUAAGCCUAUUAAUACGCCAAUCACCCCUCUCUGCACGAGCCUGACCACUUUAACAUGGGAGCACGUUAGGAACGCCGGUACGUUCAGGGAUGCGAUUAAUCGUUUCGAUACGUUUGCCUCGGAGCAUCUGAACGCCCAGAACCUCGACUUCGUCUUCGUAACCUUGGAUGCUUGGGACCUCAGGGUUCAGCUCCCCCGAGAAGCUCGCGACAAAGCCGUUGUGCUCCCUCCAUACCUCCAGCACUCUCGGACGUUCGAUCUGCGAACCGAAUACCAGAGAUGGCAGCAGCACCAUCCCGAAUGCCUGGCCUUUGGCCCGUCGUCGCUGGCUAACAUCUGUGCGGCUCUCGAGGUCGAGGCGGUGCAGUCGAGUGCCCCUAUUAAGCAUAACUUGCCUUUCCAUCUCCAGGCGCUCGCCCCUGCCUCGCCCCGUAGGGCCAUGGACGAAGCUAUCACCCUUGCCCGUGUCCUCCGCGGUCUGGUGCGGAAGUCCCAGCCCCCUAACGAGCACCCCGAUGUGCUCACCAGGCCGAUGGAUGCUCGCGCAGACGUCAGGGCCUUCCUGUCGGAACGGAGUAAGGUGCUGCACAUGUCAGGAUUGCCUCAUGACACAACCCAGUCUGAGCUUGAGAGCUGGUUCACCCAGUUCGGUGGUCGCCCCAUCGCGUUCUGGACCCUUCGCACGCCCGAGCAGCACAAGCCCACGGGCACUGGUUUCGCAGUCUUCUCAUCCCACGAGGAAGCCGCUGAGAGCCUGUGCAUGAAUGGCCGCGCUCUCAACGAGAAGGCCAUCGAGGUUUCCCCAUCGUCGAGCCGAGUUCUGGAUAGGGCCCAGGAGAUAUUGACCCCGUUCCCGCCAAGCAAGAACCGACCUCGACCCGGAGACUGGACCUGCCCGAGUUGUGGAUUUUCAAACUUCCAGCGUCGCACGGCAUGCUUCCGCUGCUCAUACCCAGCCGUCAGUGCCGGCCCGACGGGUGACAUGGGCUACGGCGGCUACGGCGGAGGUGGCGGCGGUGGGUAUGGGCCGCCAGCCAUGAUGGGCCCGCCUCACCACGGCGGCGGCGGCCAUCACCACGGACACAUGGGCCAUGGCGGCGGUGGCCGGAUGGGAGGCAGCGGCGUCGUCCCUUUCCGUGCCGGAGACUGGAAGUGUGGUAACGAGGUUUGCGGAUACCACAACUUUGCCAAGAACGUAUGCUGCCUCCGCUGCGGUGCCAGCCGCGCGGGUGCUGCUAUUGUUGCGGACUCGGGCUACCCUACCCCGAUGGAUACCCCAUCCAGCUAUAUGAGCCAGGCGUCCAUGGGCGGCAACCCCGGGCCCGGGCCCUUCGGAUCCGGAGGUGGAUUCAACUCUGGCGGUGGUUACGGCCAGCAAUUUGGCGGCCCGCCCAGCACCUACGCUUUGCCAUCUGGCAUCGGUGGCGGCGCAGCUCCCUAUCCCUCUCUCAACACGCACUUUGGUCCCGGUCCCGGUGCGCAUUCCGCCGGGCCCUUUGAUAGUCGCGCUGCCGAGGCUGCCUUCCAGUCGGCACAGAACGGCCCUGCCUCUGCCGGGCCCUCCAACAACUUCUACUCGGCGGGGGAGAGCGACCCUUUCGCCUUCCUGUCGAGCGGGAUCGGCGGUCUCUCGGUCAGCGGUGGUGAUCCCCGCCAGAACGGCGGUGGAGCUCCUAGCAAGUCGCCUGCUUAAAAGUUUGUACACGAUGGCCCCGUGCUGGGCCUCAGCGUCAUCUUUCUAGAUCAACGCGGCUGUCGACUUUCGCUUGUGACUAUAUAUGCAACUACUUUGAGGACAUAGAGUAACCGGAACAGCUCGGCAUCCUUCUCAACAUACAAAACCUUUGGGCGAGGGCGGCUGGCUUUUGGACCACAACACAUUUCACGGAACCGGCGGCAUCAGGGGUUUGUAGGUGGGCACAGGGUGGGGAAAAAAGCAAUGUUGCAACGGAAAGACAAAAGCAGCGGCACGGCGGUGUACAUUCUUGCAUCCUCGGUUCGGUUGGGAGUUUUUCCCCCAGAACGCAUUUACUUCUGCUGGGACGGGGUGGGACCGGAUGUCACAUGUGCCAUACCCCUUACUACAUUCUGCUAGUUGUCAUUUUUUCUUCUCAUUUCUUGUUUAUUACCGCACUGUCUUUAAGUUGUUACGGUCGAAAUCAGUCACGGGAAUGGAAAGGUCGGCGGUUGAUGAUUGGUUAAGGAACUUGGUUGUGGGCGGCGGCGGCGACUGGGGGGACGGCAGGUUUUAGGCUCGGUGUCGGUGUCAGUCACUUGGUUGGUUCCGCAUCAGCGUGGAGUGUAGGGGGAAAUUCUAUUACUUUGCCGGGUACGCCAGAGGAAAUGUCCUCACUCUGCUCCGGAAAUGGAGAGAAGAAAAGACUGUUCUCGUCAUCAUCUACUUACCACUUUCGACUCUUACUCUCUUGGACCUCUGUCUUGAAUUUUCUCCUCUUGUCCUCAGCCCUCGAGUCGUUUCUGUGCCUGCGCAUUAUAGGGACCAUCAUGCGCUCGCCAUCACGGUCUAAUUGUUGGAGGGGAAGGGAGGGAUAUGAUGUGUUUCGGCCGAGUAUGGAGUAACGGAGUCAGCCGGUUGGGUGGAGGGCUUUUCUUGAGAGCAUUGCGGGAUUGGCCUCGGG